UAAAGAAGUGGAAAUGAAAAAAUAACAGAGAUCAAAACAGAAACAGAAAUCGGAACAAAAAUAAAUAUGAAGAAUAAUUCAUAAUUAUGAACUGAUAAUUGUAAAUGAAUAAUAUUAGCGCGAGUUAAACGGUUAAAUUGUAUAUAAAAUGAUCUAAUAAUCUUCGGAUUUUCGAUACAUAAUGGACCGAGAAAAUUUAAUUGGUAUCGUUCCCCCAACCACGCAUGAGAGCCAACGAGGAACAUAGAAAAUGAUGAGAACCAUUUUCAAUUACUUAAAAAAAUAAAAAUGAAGAGAGGAAAGGCAAAUGAUAACAAGAUAAAAGUGUAUUUUUAAGCGCGCGCGGGAAUAAUUUAUACAAUUAUAAAAUUAAAAAAAGGAUUAUUUACAAUAACAAAAUGGAUAAUUUUUUAUUGAAUGAUAUUUUGCGGGCUGCAGAUAAACAUCCCAACUCAAAGGUAUCAAAACUUAUACGCACAGUGGAGGAAGAACCAUCUCAGAAAAAUAUAGUUUUAUUGUUAAUCGAAUUAUCGGAUCAUGCUGAAUUUGCAACAGAUUUUAAUAUAUCAUUAAGAUAUUAUUUGGAUUUAUUUGAGAGGCUUGGCAUCAAUAGGGACUUAAUUUUAAAUGAAGCUGGUCUUUUACUUGUAAACUCCUCAAAAAUCUACUCAAAGCGAGUAGACUAUGUCCAGAGUCUAGUGGAAAGACAAAUAUUGACAUUAUCAAAUGCCGAUCAGGAAAUUCAGCAAGAAAAAGAACAAAAUGAAAAAGAAGCAGAGGAAAAAGCAUCAGCGUCUGCUGCAAAACCUAAAAGAGGCCGAAAACGAGCUCUUGAUGCUCCCACCGAUCCUUAUGAAGUGCAAUUGGAGCCGAAAAAAAUCAAAAAGAUGACACAGGAAAAGCGUUUCUCUCUUCCCAAAACCCCCACCAAAAUCAAGUCCUUACCCCGCAAUGUAGAAGUCGAACAGCAAUUACAUCCUGCAACUUGGUUGCAUGCCACAAUAUAUGAUCUGGAAAACGAUGAGGAAGUCGAUACAAAGAGAAACUACAAAUUAUUUACAUAUCACGUUGAACAUCGUUACAACACUCUAGUUCCCGAUAUUAACUUCCGUUUACAUUAUAAAGUCAAAGAUUACAUAGAUGCCCAAGAGGAAGCCGAGGAGGGAACAAUCGAUGGCUUCUAUCAUAGAAAUCAAGAGUGGCCAGCUUCAUCGGAAGAAUAUGUACAGAAAUAUAUAGACUUAGAGAAUCAUGUAUUACAAUUGGAAAUUGAUCCAACCAAACAAUGGGAACCUCCGAAAAAACUAAAAAAUGUGCCUUUAGAUAUCAUUAGGAACCAAGAAUUGGGAAUCUUAAAUACAACAAUUGCAAAUGACACUUCAAGUAUAAAUGAUUCAGGCAUGGGAACAAGUUUUUUGGAAAGCUCCUUUAAUACAUCUCGAAACGAAAGCAAUUGCCAGGAAACUGCUUUAAAAAAUAAUGCAUCACUUGUUGAAACUGCGCCUCGAGAUAAUUUGCAAAAUUCAACACAAAAUCAAUCGAACGAUUCCGCACUUGGAGAAAGCUUAUUGGACCAAACAAAUCUGAGUAAUGAGUCAAAUACAGAGCAACAAUUGAGUAUAUCAGACCAAAUAAAUGUAUCCAAUGGAACAUCCGCCGAAGUUAAUGUGACAGACAAAUCAUUGUUAACAAACGAGGCUGAUAAGGAAUCUGUUUUGCGUGAAGGUAAUGAAAAUGGUGUGACAAACUCUGAUAUUAAAGCACAGGCAGAAGCAACUGAAAAAAAUUCGACACUUGCAAAUUUCGACACAGUGGCAACCUCUUCAGAAAAUAUUGAAGGCACUUCUGAUAGUGGAACUAUAAAUGCUAAUGACAAUAAAGCAGCCAAUGAAAACAUUAUGGAAAUUGUUGGGGACAAUGGAGUCAUUGAAAACGCGACUGGUUUAAAGGAGGCUAAUGUAGUUGAAGUAGCAAGUCAUGUAGAUGCUGAAAAAUCCACAAUUUUAAAUGAAAAGGAAAAAACUACAGAAACUGAAACAAAUACCUCUAGUUUAGUAAAUGGAACAGUCGAAGAACUUGCGUUACAGCACGUUAACGGCGAUAAGGGCCUAGCGGAAUGUCUGGUUGACGAUAAAGUUCCCGAAGCGACAAUUCUUCCAAAUCAAAGUUCAACAGAUGUAGUGCCAAUAGAGAAAGAUGGUGGUUUCAUAGAAUUGGAAAUUCAUGUGAUGGAGGAAAAUGAAAACGAACCAUCGGAACGUCUGCAGUUACAAAUUUCUGCUACCGACGACGAAGGCGUCCAUUUGUCUGACGUCUUCGAAGGUGACCUGCAAAUGCUGUCACCAGCAGUGUCUGGGGUAUCAAAUAAUAAAGAUAUGAUCAUUUACAUGGAUGAUGAUAUGCGGAGGGCGCUUGGAUCAAAAGAUGGUGUGAUGGAGGAAUUUUCUCAAGAGACCUAUAAAGUACCUGUGAUACAACAACCUAGAGAGCAUCCAAUUGUGCUAAACAUUUUUCAUUUACCACCGAAACUAUUAAGAAGAAAGAUUCUUUUCAAACUGGGACCUGAAAUGGAUUUAUAUUUGAAAGCGCGCUGCUUAAAACCUACAAGGAUAAAACCACCGGCCAGGGAGUAUCGUAUGGGCAAAAAAAUGCUGUUAUAUGCUCUGAACAAUACAGAUAUGUCGGGCAUCAUGGACACUCCGCCAAAUAGUCCGGGCCAUCAAUCGGAUUUCUGUGGCUUUACAGAUGAUGAAGUUAUGCAUGAUGAGGACACCAUUUGUAGUGAGUUUCUUGGCUUCAACGAAGAUGAACCAAAUAAAGUGACCAUCAGUCCACACCGUUUAAGUAGAGAUUCUGGUGUUGGUGUGGAAGGAGCAUUAUUAACCCCUGAAAAAGAACCUCUUGAAAUUAUCUUUGAAGAAAACUUAACCGAUGUAAACAAGUGCAAGUUAAACUUAAAUGCAGAGUUGACCAAUGUAGAAAAUGCAGAAAAACAAACAACUGAGGAUAUCUUAAAUGACUUGCCAGAUUCCAUAAGGAGUGCCCUGGAGGCCGAAAUUCAAGGAGGCUUAAAAGAAUCAAUAACAGAGGGACUAACAGAAACAGAAACCACAAUCAGCGUUAAAGUGAUCGAUUCGAAUACAAUAGAAAAGACGACGGAACAAAAUUCAAAGUUAGAGGAGCUAAAUCAUGAAACAGUUGCGAAUGAUGCUUCAGCAGAUGGUGUUAGCGAAGUAACUACUCUAGAAAAGAAUUCUGCCGUAAGCAAUGAGGAAACUUUGAACAAGCCGUCAGAGGAAAAUUCCCUGGAGAAUGCCACGAAUCUUAGCGGGGAGGACAAUAUUGUCAAUGAAUCUCUUGUACAGGACCACACGUUGGAAAAAGGCCCACAAAUAGAAAGUCUUUUUGUAAAGGAAAUUACAUUAGAUGAUCAAAUACCUGCAGAUAAUAACGCUUCCAAUCACACCCUCAAUCAAAAAAGUAUAUCUGAUUCAUUAGCCAUAGAAGGGCAGAACUCUGGAGUCGUCGAUGCUAAUUGUCAGCAAGACAACGACUUAAUUGAUUUAAAUCUACAUGGGACUAAAACAAAGAUUCAACAAUGGCACGAACAUUUAAGACCAAUUUUGGCCAAAUCUAGGGAACGCCAUCAUUUCGAUGUUUUCAAUUUGGGAACUGAAAUCAUAGAAACAAUACAAACCAAUGACACAGCAGAUAACUUAGCAACAUUUGGUGAUAUAAUGGAUGAAAAGGAUAAGUCAUAUGUAUCACGAUAUUUCCUCUCCACCCUAUUAUUGGCCAAUCAAGGCAAUCUAAACAUAUCGGUUAAAAACCAAUCGAGCGAGAGUCCUUCAUCGUGGUCCGAUAUAGGACUUAAACUAUUGAGUACAAAACGCCAUACUGUUGCCAUAGAGGAUAAUAUUGGAAUGAUAAGUGAUAAAAAGCGAAAACAAAAUGCAACCAACGAGGAGUUAGUGACGAAACCUAAGAACGCAAAGAAGAAGAAGGAGCAAAUGGUGCACGAAGAUGUUGAUGAUGACGAGGACGAUGAUGAACCGUUAGUUAAGCUGCAAACUAAAUCGAAAGACGCAACUCCAUCUAAACGCCCCUCCAGCUGCAGUGCGCCAUCUCAUCUUAGGGAAAAGAAAUUCAAAGAAGUGACAGCAAGUACACCAACAAACCAUAACACAAAAGAAUAUCUAAUACUUAGUCAAGAGUACCUACCACCACUUACUGAUGUGCCUACUACAAGUAGACAGGCCCAGCAGCAGGCUGCUCUAAAUCCCGAAAUGUUAGAACAUGAGCAUUGUAAAACCUAUCAAGAUCAUAGAAAAAGUCCAGUGUUUCCAAAUGCCUGAUAUAUACACAAAAUCCCGAUUUCAAAUUGCACAUUGAAUUCAUAUUUUAGGCACACAAUAUUAACAAUCACAGAGAAGUUGUUAUUUAAAUAUGUGGGUUUCAUCUUCAUCAUCUCUCAACUACACAUAAUAAAUGUCAUUAUUGUAAAUAUGUAUGUAUCCGUUUAAUCGUAGCAAUAUUUAAUGUAGUAGCUAGAAUAUGACUCCCAAGGAGAUAAAAUUGAUCCUCACAUCAUUAUUUGUUUCAAAGCCCUAGGCGAAAUUUUAAUUUUUAUAUACCUACUACCUAAGAGUUUGUUUUAAUUCAUAACGAAAGGAAGAAAAAUUAAUGAUAUUAUGUAACAAGAGGUACAGAUACUACACAAGGCAAAAUAUGUUUAUUGUAUAAAAUUUUCUUUGUAAGAGCUCAAUUUUUAUUAUAAACCUUUCUAUGUAUUUUUUUCAGUGUAUCAAUGUCAUGUUCACAUCAGCAUUUUGAAAGUUAAAUUAAAGGGUGACAUAAUUAACUCACUCAGCAAAAGUUUGUAAACUAUUACUCAUAAUUCCACAAAACUCCAUUUAAGCAGGCCUUAAUUUAUAGUAGAAAAAAUAUUCGUCAUAAAAUUUAACUUUUGGUCUCCGAAUUUCGGUUUUUGUAUAUUCGCAGACCAAAAGUGGAAUUUAAUGACGAAUAUUUUUCUACUUUAUAUUUAGACUUGCUUAAAUGGAGUUUUGUGGGUGGCUUUGUAUAUUCGAAAACUGGACGUAAAUCCCCCAGUAAAGGCCUGGUUAUGCUCCCGUAAAUGUAGAACAAAUGUAUCGUAAAUGUAAAGAGGCAAUUAUGCUUAUAACGUAGCAUUUGACAUAUCAAACAAAAAAAAAUUUUUUAACAAAAAAAAAAGAGUUGAAGGUGGGAGAGGGUCUGACGUCGAAGAACUUCAGGCAUAACUCAAGGGCAGGUCGGAGAUGACGGCCCUCUACGCAAUGAUGGGAGAAUUUGAAACGUCUCUACAACUGAAGGAGUACGCGAUGGCGGCUUUCUAGAAUAUUGAGAGGGUAUUUAACAACGAGGAGAUGGGUCGACAGUCAACGCCUUGAGCCCCACGGGAGGACAGAAUAAGGCCAAGUUUCCCUUCUGGACACUAUGGAUGCCGUGGGGCAGACUGAGGAGGGUUUCAGCCGACUGGGACUGGAUUGCGGCUAUACUACGACACACACAACACUACAGGGAAGGCUAUGCAGCAGGCGCAAACUAAAUUCCGGGAAGGGAUUUACAGUUUUCGAAAGCAGUUGUAGCUACAUUUGUAUGUGGAGGUAGCGAUUCUCGUCAUAGCUUGUUUCGGUCACCGAUCGCCUCGGUAACAAAAUGACCAUUGGUUAUUUAAAGGCGCCAAUAACUCGCCUUGUCGUAUCGAGCAUCAUCGGCACUCAGUAUUUAAGCAAGAGCCAGUGCCACACAGCCUGUCACGGAGACUCUCCCUUCGAUACAGCUGAUUGUCUGCAAUUGCAGCUACUCCGUAUAAAAAGCCUUCCAUUAAUCGCAACCUGUGGACUCGCCCGGUAGCUCUCAACUGAGCUUCUUGUAAUGCCGAUGAAGAUAAAACAAAUUGGAGUUCAGUGUUUCAACUGAUGUGGUGCUUAUUAUCAUCACGUGUCGGGUCGAAAUCAGUAUGUGUAUAUGGCGGCCCUCAAGGCUGUGGGCUCUAGUACAGUGAGGUCGAAGUGCGUGGAGGAGUGUGUGGAAUCCCUGAAUAUACCCCAGUUUCAGGACAUAGUGCUAACAUGGAUUAGCGGAUACGCCGCAUUGGCGCUUACCCCACUCUCUUCUUGUAAUUUCUUGUUAUUACAUAUGUCUCACUUUUUUCACAACAUUUACUUUUCAGAACAGGUCAGACUGGCCAACUUUUCAUGAUGGGCUACCCAUUCAACCUUUAUUAACAAUAAAUUGUAAUAAAUUCCACAGAAAAAUACAAUAGGAGAAUAGAAGUUUUCUAAAUUUCUUCAAACUUCAAAUUUGAUCACCUGACAAGAAAACGAAACGUAAAAUUUAAUUUUCACUGAAUUCUACAUUCCGUUUACAGUCGACAGACGUUCGGUAAUCGUUUGCAUGCGUUUUUAUAAAGCAAAACAAAACAGCUGACACGUUUUCCUACAUUUACGAUAUAUUUACGAGAGCAUUACCAGACCUUAAGCCUCUUAAAUGAAAUAUGUAUUAUGAGUAAUCGUAGGCUAGAUAUUUACAAAAAUUGUAAAAAGUCCAGAAAAUCUCCCCCUAUUUUAAGAUACUUACCAAUGUCAAAUUUAAAAGCGUCUUUGCCUCUUCUUUCGAAAGCUAAUUUGUUUUUUCUGUAAGUUUAUUUUUUUUGUAUUUAACAGUGUUAUCUGUUAUUAAUACUGUAAAAUAUGUAUAGUAUAACUGUAUGUGUGUUCGUAUACUUAAAAUUUGUGCAAAAUUGCACAAAUUGUUACAGAAAGUCGUUCGCGUACUUUAUUUGCCAGCAGUAAUGAGCGAGAGAGUGCGUGAAAGCAAGCUAAAUUUUGAAAGUUUGGUAAUUGCAAUUUUCUCCUGGAGUAUUUUUCCCUAGCUGUUUUAUGAAAACCUGGGUCCGAAAUACCCAUAGACAGUGAAUGUCCAUGGAAAUACCGCAUACGUGAAUGAGUAAUAUCGUUCCAAAUCCCUCUAUUGUGAAUUAUGAAUCACAAUAGAGAGAUUUCGAUCGAGUUUACUCGUUCACGUAUGCUGUAAUUCGGGCCCUGUUCUUACUCUCCUGCAAAUUUUUACUGGAAAAUUACGCGAACAGACCUUAUAAAAUGUUUGACCGUUAUCUCUACAACCAAUGUAUUGCCUACCAAUGAAAUAGAUCUGCGAUUUUUACCGCUGCCGCUGAAUAUGUUCAAGUUUGUUUUUUUCGUUUUGAAUUUAUUUUUUAUGUUUUCUCACCAUUCUUAUUAUUUUGGUUGUAUUUUUCUAUUAAGUUUUGAUUUUGUUUUUAUUUUUUUUGGUUGUAUUUUUUUAUUAAGUAUUAUUUAUUAUUUAGUUUUUUUCUUAUUCCCUUUUCCCUGAGUUUCAUGUUUUAUUUUUAAGUUACUUUACUUUAUUUUUUUCAUACAUAUUUUCCUUUUGAAAGUUUCCUUAUUUUGUUUUAUUAUUAAAAUUUUUUACUUUACCACAAACUUUACAGCGGUUUAAAUUUUAGUUUCUUACAUAAAACAAAGCAAUCGAUUUCUUAUGUCUGAUGAAAAAACAAG
Messenger RNA from Stomoxys calcitrans (stable fly), 7583 nucleotides. RefSeq lists its product as uncharacterized. The record is from RefSeq and is a predicted model, not a curated record. Gene Ontology annotation, cellular component: condensin complex; nucleus. Gene Ontology annotation, biological process: meiotic chromosome condensation; mitotic sister chromatid separation. NCBI's taxonomy places the organism in Eukaryota, Metazoa, Arthropoda, Insecta, Diptera, Muscidae. Bases 399 to 4355 code for a protein of 1318 amino acids. The transcript is spliced from 8 exons. Gene Ontology annotation, molecular function: chromatin binding.